UUUAAUAGGAGGAGGAUGAGAGGUCGGUCCAUCAAUUGUAUGCUGCGGAGGAGUAAGAAGCAGCCUCCCGUAAGAGUAGCCAGGAGGGGAGGAUAAGAGGAUGACCCGUCAGUGCACUACGGAGGAGAUUGAUUGCUCAAACCGUACUAGCAUUCAGGAGUCGGACUUCGAUGUCUUUAACACACCGGCGAGCCUCGAGCUUAGGUGACGAUGCAGUUGAUCAGGUGUGGCCGGAUCCUCCGCUCCACCAGCAUCAGCCCCCCCGCAUCCCCGCACGUAUCGACGCCAUCAUCCGUCCGUGCGGAGACGCGGUCCUCAUCACGGGAGAGGUAGAGGGAUACUGGACUGGCUCAACUCAACCGACUUUUCGGGAGUGACCUCGAAGUAUAAAAAAUGAGUGGUGGAAGGGAAUCUGUCAAGAGUGGUUCGCGUGGUGCUGUCAAGUGGAACACACGGCAUGCUCUCUCUCUAUCUCUCUCUAUAUAUAUCAGAUUAAUUAACUAACCACAUAGGAGCUAGCUCACUUCACCUCUCUCGCUGUGUGUUGCUGAAAGGAAUCAGACAAGCUAGCGUGGUUCGCGUGGUGCAGCAACUUGUCAAGUGGAACACACUUAUGUAUAUAUUACACAUCAUCUUAAUUAGCAACACAGGAGCUAGCCCUCUUCACCUCUCUCUCUAAGCUCUAUCUCGUGGUGCAGCAACUUGUCAAGUGGAACACACAGCAUGUAUAUAAACACAUCAUAUUAAUUAGCAACACAGGAACUAGCUCACUUCACCCUCUCUCUCUCUAAGCUCUCUCUCUCUCUAACACAGAAAGAGAGAGAGGGCACGCAGAGCGAAGAAUGGGGUUCUCGGCGUUGUUGCCAUGUAUAGUAGCAACGCUGAUCACCAUUCAUGUGGUGUACGUACUGCAUAAAUACAAGCGAAAGAGAGUUUCGCGUAAAUCUCUUCCUUCGCCCCCUGGCCCCGUCGGGCUCCCCCUCCUCGGGAACUUAUUGUACGUCAUCGGGCCGCUCCGCCGCAACCCGCACCACGCGCUUGCUUCCCUCGCCGAAACCUACGGGCCCGUUGUGUCCAUCCGACUUGGCAUGACCCGCACCAUUGUCGUGGUGUCAUCACCCGCCGUGGCCCGCGAGGCCCUCGCGAAGAACGACGCAGCGCUGGCGGCCCGGCUUGUGCCGGACACCGUGCGCGCCCUCUCGUACAGCGCGACGUCCAUGGUCUUCGUCCCGAGCUCCGACCAGCUGUGGAAGCAGGACCGUGUCAUAAUCGGCGCCCGCUUCUCUUCCAGCCGGGGCCUCGACGCCAUCCGGCCGAUCCUGGAACGCCAUGCUCGCCAGCUCAACGACUACUUCAGGGCAUGCUCUGGCAGGCCGGUCAUCAUCAGGGAGGCCGUGAACUGCACCGUGCUCAACGUCGUAUCCAACAUCCUCUUCUCCGAGGACGUGGUGGACUUGCGUGUGCCGGGCACGCAGCAGUUCAAGGGCCUCAUUGCGCCGGUACUCGAGGAGUGGUCCAGAUCCAACGUCGCCGACGCCUUCCCGUUCCUCGCACCAAUUGACCACCUCCUUGGCUCGCGCCGCCGCAUCUCCAUACAUCUGGCCAAACUGUUUAAGUUCUUCGACCAACAGAUCAUUGGGCGCCGGUUGGCUAGCACUAGCAGUGAGAACCACAACGACGUGUUGGACGUCCUCCUCGCGCGGCACGCCGAUUCCAAGCUCACGCGCCAAGAGAUCACUACGUUUUUGACAGAUAUGUUUAUUGCCGCGAGUGACACAAGCACGGUCACCGUGCAACGGGCUAUGGCGCAGCUGCUUCGCCAUCCAGAGAAGAUGGAGAAGGUGAGUGCCGAGCUUGCAGCAUGCCUGGGCUCCGACGACCUUGUCAAGGAGAGCGACCUCGACAAGCUUCCCUACCUCCAGGCCGUGGUGAAGGAGACACUGAGACUGCACCCAGCGGUGCCGCUAAUACCCCGGGAGGUGGUUGCCGACGGAGUGUCUCUGGGCGGAUUCCCCGUGCCGAUUGGAACGGGCGUUGUUGUCAACUUGUGGGCAAUCGGAAGGGACCGUACAGCGUGGCCUCAGCCUGAGGAGUUCAUGCCGGAAAGGUUCUUGGUCGGUCAGCCGGUGCACUUUCAAGGUACGGACGACUUUGCCUACAGGCCGUUCGGCGCGGGGCGGAGGGUCUGUCCCGGAAUGGACUACACCGCGCGGUCCGUGCCGUUGCUACUGGCCUCUCUUCUGCAUAGAAUCAAAUGGAGACUACCUGACGGCAUGGCACCCAAGGACAUGGACCUCAAUGAUCGCUAUAGCACGGUGCUGGAUCUCGCCACGCCUCUCCGUGCCAUGCCAGUGUCUGUCGUGUGAUGUGUCCGGCCAAGUUACUACACAAGUAACCCCUUCAACCACAAAAGAGCAUCAUACGUGCGGUCAACACAUUUAAACUUUUACUAAAGAAUGCUCUGCACGCUAUAGCCCUACACUACUCUUAGACCCGUCACUAAAAAAAUACCCUCAGAAGAUUACUAAGAUACACGUGUCUGUAAUAAAACCAUCAUAUGUGUGUGCAUAGACGGUUUUUAUAAAUCUGUCUGUUAGUAUCAUAUAGACACAGACGAUUUUUAGCAAA
This is a messenger RNA of Phragmites australis (common reed), 2628 nucleotides long. Its product is annotated as oryzalexin E synthase-like. The transcript is spliced from 3 exons. The record is from RefSeq and is a predicted model, not a curated record. Gene Ontology annotation, molecular function: monooxygenase activity; iron ion binding; oxidoreductase activity, acting on paired donors, with incorporation or reduction of molecular oxygen. NCBI's taxonomy places the organism in Eukaryota, Viridiplantae, Streptophyta, Magnoliopsida, Poales, Poaceae. The coding region runs from base 843 to 2366 and encodes 507 amino acids.